Zea mays is the source of this 743-nucleotide messenger RNA. RefSeq lists its product as uncharacterized. NCBI's taxonomy places the organism in Eukaryota, Viridiplantae, Streptophyta, Magnoliopsida, Poales, Poaceae. The record is from RefSeq and is marked validated.
AAAAAGGAGGCCCAUCCACGAGACUAGCUAGCUCUGUUUCCGCUCUGCGCGGCGUCCCGGCCGACGACGACACGAUGCCUCUCUCGGCAGCUUCUUCCAUCCUCCUCCUCCAUGCCCUGGUCUCCCUCACCCUUCUCCUCGGCGACAUGACGACCACGACACCUGCCGCCGCUGUCCCGGCCGCGGUGGACGUGAACACGACGGCGUUCACCAUGCAUGACUCUGCUGCGUCGGCGUCUCCCCAUGGCGCCGAAAACUUUGAGAUGUACUACUGCUUCCUCUGCACGGAGCGCCACCCGCUGCUGAUUCACUACUGCCCCAUCUACUGGGACGAGUGCCACCUCAACUGUUGGGAUGAUGACACGCCGACCUCCAUGGUCACGGUGCAGGGCAAGGAGUGCUACGUCAUGAAACUGUACAUGUCCGGUCGCUACGUCAUCGUCCAACGCCUGAGCUGCGACGGCGUCGCCUCGUGCUUCCUCACCUGCGGCGGCGGGGAGCUGGCCGACAAAGUUGCUGCCGGUGCCAUGGGAACCACGGCGUCGGCGAGCGCGGUCCAGCUCCAGGGGAACGCUCUGCCUUUCGAGCUGUGCGGCACACAGCAGGUCAAGGCUCUCCUCCACCAUUAGUUAGCAGGAGUAUUAGCACUCACAUGAAGGAACUCACGAUCUAGGAUUUGCGAUGUGGGCAGAUGUUAUUCCUUUCUUGUUCCGAUUUGUUCAACAGCCAAAUUUGUUCAACUU